Strongyloides ratti is the source of this 915-nucleotide messenger RNA. RefSeq names its product Peptidyl-prolyl cis-trans isomerase CWC27 homolog. Bases 1 to 915 code for a protein of 304 amino acids. Lineage: Eukaryota; Metazoa; Nematoda; Chromadorea; Rhabditida; Strongyloididae. The transcript has 2 exons. The record is from RefSeq and is a predicted model, not a curated record.
AUGGCUGAUAAUGAAAUUAAUAAUUCUAAAGAACACUUAGAAAAUGAUGAAACUAAAAAUAAAAAAGAAAUUAAUGAAACUAAAGGAAAAAUUCGAAAUACAAUGUUGUUAUCCUUUGGAGAUGAAAUGGAAGAGGAAGAUGAAUUUUCAAUAAAUCUUAAAGGAAAGGGUAAAAGUGCUCAUGAUCUUUUAAAUGAUGAAAAAUUGUCUAAAGAAAAGGCACUUGAUAUAAGCAAAUUUGGAAAUCAAGCAAAUUCUGUUUCAACUACUACAGGAUUUAGAAAGAAGAAAGCUAAAAAGGAAAAGAUUGUUGAAAAAUUAGAUGAAGAUGUAGAUUUACAUAAAUUGGUCGAUGAAUCGAAAACUCUUGAAGCUGAGGAAAAGUUAAAAAGUUUAAAAGAAGAAAUUAGGAUGAUGCAAAAGGAGUAUAAAAAAAGUUUAAAACAAACUGUUGCAGAAGAGGAUGAAGAAAAGAGUGAAACUGUAAAAGAAUAUUAUAGUACAAAACUUAGAUUUAAAGAUAAAACCAAAAAUAUUCACAAAUUAAAAGAUCCAAGAAGAGAAGAACAAACAAUGGAAAUGUUAGGUAAAUUUCGCAGUAAACUUCAUGAAUUGUCAAUAAAAAAAGUAAUGUCUGAAAAAAAAUGCGCUGAUACAGUUAAAGAAGAAGAACCUCAAAAAAUGGAAGAAGAAAAAUCAGAUGAACGAAUUCAAAUGCCUAAUUUGGAUUGGGAAGCUGAAGAUCUUCCAGAUCAAGAAUGGAUGGUUCAUAAAUUUGUAGCACCGGCUCCUGAUCCAAAUAUCACUAGAGCAAAAGAUGCUAACUUAAAAGAUGAAACAGAAGAUUGGUAUGAUUUAUCUGAUCCAAGAAAUAAAAUAAAUAUUAGAAAACGUACGAAGCUAGAUGAUGACUAA